Leptosia nina is the source of this 897-nucleotide messenger RNA. Lineage: Eukaryota; Metazoa; Arthropoda; Insecta; Lepidoptera; Pieridae. The record is from the annotation of a GenBank genome assembly.
AUGGUUCUUACUAAAGAAUUUAGAAUUUGCAUGCCUAUCACAGUGGAGGAGUAUCGAAUAGGCCAACUAUACAUGAUAGCUCGUCAUAGCUAUGAACAGUCUACUACUGGGGAAGGAGUGGAAGUAGUAGCAAAUGAACAAGUCAAUGAUGAAGUUAAUGGAGUUGGACAGUUCACUGAGAAAAGAAUACAUCUCUCAAGCCACCUCCCCUAUUGGAUUCAAAAUAUCAUACCCAGGCUGUUUUAUAUAACUGAAAAAGCUUGGAAUUACUACCCAUACACAAUAACAGAGUACACAUGUUCCUUCAUCCCAAAGUUUUCCGUGUCUAUACAAACCAGAUAUGAAGAUAACAAUGGAACAACAGAAAAUUGUUUAGGUCUGCCAGAGGAAGAGUUGGAACAAAGACAAGUUGAUUUUCUUGAUAUAGCAUAUGAUGAAAUCAAACCCCAUCAUUACAAAGAAACCGAAGAUCCAAAGCUUUUUAAAUCAGAGAAAACAGGCAGAGGACCGUUGACUGAAGGUUGGCGGGACAAUCACAAACCAAUAAUGUGUUGCUAUAAACUAGUUAGUGCUAAGUUUGAAGUUUGGGGUCUGCAGACUAAAGUCGAAGAUUAUGUACAAAGUGCGAUUCGGGAAAUACUUCUUCUCGGUCAUCGUCAGGCUUUCACAUGGAUGGAUGAAUGGUUUAAUAUGACUAUUGAUGAUGUGAGGAACUAUGAAAAAGACAUGCAAGCGAAGACAAAUAUUAAGGUGCAAACAGCCCUGGAAAAUGCCAAUGCAGAAGGCGAUGCUGAAAAUAAAUCACCGCCUCUAUCUCCAAAAUUACCAAAGACUCCGAAGACCCCUUCAGUAUCUGGGACUCCUACAGAAUCAAAAUCGUGGUUCUCAUGGUCCUAA